CAAAGAUUGCCAUUCGCCGCCACGCGCUAUUGUUUGAUCUCGCAGACAGCAUCAGCUUUUAGGACUUGUCGAUGGUGGGCACGGAACCAAGCUGGACGACCAUCCCGGGAAAGGCGGGGUCCAUUAAUCACAAUGUUUGCAGAAAGACCUACGAAAAGCACAUCCUGGAGUCGAACAUCCCUUGGCACACUGGCUAUCCGAUCGACAGGCCCUGUUCACCCCGUCCACGCAGCCCACUGCCAAGCAGAGGCGACGAAUGCGGUAAUGAUCGAUUGGCAAAGCGGAACUCGUCCGUGGGCAGUUGCUCAACCAGCAGUUCUCUUGGCCGCCAGGACACCAACAGGGCUGCGAUGCAAACCUCCAGAGGUCUAUGGAGAGAUCUGCCGAGAUAUGGCAGACAUGGCGGUGCACCCUUCGAAGUGGACUUUGCCGGUCGACAAGUUGCCAAAGAGACGGUGUGUGACGAUCAACGGACGGCAAGGAGAAGCCUAAGUCCCGCACGCCUGCGUUACAUGAUGGAGAUGGCAGAAUCUGGCCCCAACCGUGAACUGGCACCAGCGCGCCGCCGGAAGGCGAAGCCUCGCUCAGUGUCGCCGCAGGUGGCAAGUGGAUCCGCGCAGCGUUGGAUGCCUGAGGCGGCUAAGCAGGCGGCCCCGCGCUCGUUCUCACCCCCUCCGCCGGCAGCAUGCUGCCGGCGAGAAGUGUCUCCAGCGGGAGAAGAUCAGGCUUUAGCGGCAUCUCAGUCUCAGCUGGGCUCGUGGAUGUCCUUGGGAGAAUCGCCUGCAAGGGGCCUUGCGAAGGCCUUGUCGAGGCCCUGCGUGGACGGUUUUCAACCAGAAAGAGGAGGGUGCCAACCCCACCCUGCACAGACAGCGCCGCUGCCUCUAUCGACUGGGCCACAAGUACCACAAGUACAAUGCCAUAUAGCGCCAGCAGCAGCGCCAGCAGCAGCGCCAGCAGCUGUUCAAGGAGCACAAGCACCAGUCUUGAGGCUUCCUGUUCAGCCUCGCAUGGUAUGUGGCUUUCAUUGCGAACCAGUGACGAUAGCACUUCGUUGAGGCGAAGACAGAAUCCACCAG
Cladocopium goreaui is the source of this 1079-nucleotide messenger RNA. NCBI's taxonomy places the organism in Eukaryota, Dinophyceae, Suessiales, Symbiodiniaceae. The record is from the annotation of a GenBank genome assembly.